This is a messenger RNA of Glossina fuscipes, 989 nucleotides long. RefSeq names its product elongation of very long chain fatty acids protein. The record is from RefSeq and is a predicted model, not a curated record. NCBI's taxonomy places the organism in Eukaryota, Metazoa, Arthropoda, Insecta, Diptera, Glossinidae. The transcript has 6 exons. Gene Ontology annotation, molecular function: fatty acid elongase activity. Gene Ontology annotation, cellular component: endoplasmic reticulum membrane. Gene Ontology annotation, biological process: fatty acid elongation, saturated fatty acid; very long-chain fatty acid biosynthetic process; fatty acid elongation, polyunsaturated fatty acid. The coding region runs from base 129 to 989 and encodes 286 amino acids.
AAAAAGAAAAAAAAAAUACUUCGCCUUUUUAUGAGUACAGAAAAGAACACCUAAUAAAUAUUUUUGAUUGCUUUGCUAUAAUAUUUCAAAAUAAAUAAGAUUUUCAUAGCAGAAGAAGUGUAUUCACAAUGUCUGCCAGUAUAGUCUCCCUGAGAAUGAAUACGUCCACCGCUAUGGUGGAUCGUAUGGUGAAUUUUUUUGUAGAACAUGAAGAUUUGCGUACAAAAAGUUGGUUUCUAUCCAACUCUCCGGGACCGCUAUUCAUGAUAUUAGUCGCAUAUUUAUAUUUUUGCUUAUCAGCGGGUCCACGAUAUAUGCGUGAUCGUAAACCGUACGAAUUGAAAACCACCUUACUGGUGUACAAUGCUUUACAAGUCGUAUUUAGUUGGAUAUUACUGUACGAGGGCUACAAAGGCGGUUGGGACGGUUAUUAUAAUUUUAAAUGUCAACCAGUUAGUUAUACAACAGAUCCACGAGCUAUGAGAAUGGCUCGGGCAGUUUGGCUAUAUUAUAUCGCCAAGUUAACGGAAUUACUGGACACCGUAUUCUUUGUGCUGCGUAAAAAAGAACGUCAGGUUUCAUUCCUCCAUCUAUAUCAUCAUACAAUGAUGCCGAUUUGUGCCUUUAUCGGUGUUAAGUACUUUGCAGGUGGUCAUGUUACUUUAUUAGGUUUCAUCAAUUCCUUUAUACACAUUAUAAUGUAUACAUAUUAUCUGUUGGCUGCUUUGGGUCCCCAAGUUCAAAAGUAUUUAUGGUGGAAAAAGUAUUUAACAAUUAUGCAAAUUAUACAAUUUUUAAUCAUUUUUGUUCAUACGGGCCAAUUGCAAUUUCAACCCAACUGUAAUAUAUCAAAAUUUAUAGCCGGUUUAUUAACAUUCAAUGCGGCUUUAUUCACCUACAUGUUCAGCUCCUUUUACGUAAGAAACUAUAUGAAGAAUAAAUUUCAACGUAAUACCUCCGAUCAAGCAAUUACGACUAAAACAAAAUAA